UCGGGCGAAUUGGAAAAUAGAUGUUUUUACAGCUGAUUGAUAUUGAAAAAGCAACGCUGCGACACGCAGUUCGAGGCGAAAGAGCGUGUAAAAGAACAAACAAAGUAUGAAAGGCAAAUAUCACACUCACACAAGCGACCAGCUGUUCAUUUCGCCUUUGGCUUUUGAAGUGCGUCGAAAUUAAAGUGGCUGAAAACCUGGAGAACGUAUAUACCUUUGGACAAAUAACAGUUAUUUUAUGGUGAUUUCGGGCAAAAAGUGGGUGGCCGCAAACGUCAUCGAAAGCCGCAUUUCGCCCCCUCCGUUCUGUUUGUUGUUGUGUUUGCUGUUGCUUUUCAAUUCGCCCCAUCUCUCUCGCUCGUUCUCACCGCUCAUUCUUUCUGCAGCCACCAAUUGUCAUGGUGUUAAGAGAAGAGGAAGCAGCAGCCCGUGAGCACAUUGUGCGCUAGUUUUUGCCGAUUUACACCCAGAAAUCGGGCCGAUAUCGCCCUGAAAGCCCUACCAAUCGACAGGUGACGUUGCUACCUGUAAUUUGCGAUCAAAAACUAAAAGCUAACCCAAAGGGAACCGAGUGAAAAACGUGGCGGAAAAAUCCAUACGAAGACGGAAUGGAAAAAAUGUGAUUGCUGCUUUUACUUAUUAAAUUGUUGAUGUGAAGAAUCCUUAGGUGCUAAUUUAGUUGAUAAGCGCAAAAAACAAGAGAGAGAGAGAGAGCGAUAAACAGGCAGUACAAUAAGUAAACCGACACGAGAGCUGGAAAUUCCGACUGGGUGGCAACUUUUCGAAGGCAGUGCUUAAAAGUAUGCUACAAUUUAAUGCCAGCGAUUGCCGACUGAGGCGAACUUAACAGAAUCAGCCACAUAUAUAUAUAGAAUAUAUAUAGACAACCAGGAGAGAGAGGAGAGAGAGAGAGAGCGAGGAAGAGGAGAGUGCGAGGCGGAGAAUCGCCAAAGAAUCACGAAGAACCGGCAGCGAAAUGUCCAAGUUCUUUGUGAAUGUUGCUCCUAUCAACAAACACAGCAGCAGCGGCAGCAACAACUCCACCAACAGCACCCAGCGACACCAGCAACAGCACUAUGGCGCGGGCGGGGCAACUGGCCACACGAUGGUGGCCCGCAGACUUAACUACGAUCAGCUCGGCGGCGGCGGCACCACCAACAUCAACAACAACAACAAUAUUGUGAUCAAGAACGAGGCCCUCGAUCUGGACUACGAUCACGGUCUGAGCAGCAGCGACAGCAACAGCAACAGCAACAGCGGCGUAGCAGCCCAUCUGCGGGAUCAUGUCUAUAUCAGUCUGGACAAGGGGCACGUCACGGGGACGGGGGCAGUGGCAACAGCAACAGCGGGCCACUUGCAGCCGCAACAGCAGCAGCAGCACCACCAAAAUCAGCAGCACCGCAAAACGGCCGGCAAAUCCAACGAUAUCACAAAUUAUUACAAGGUCAAACGCCGGCCACACGCCGUCACCGACGAGAUCCACCCGAAGAAGCAGGCAAAGCAGAGCGCCCACCACCAAACGGUGGGGUACCAGAAGCAUGUGGCCAGCAGCACGCCCCAACAGCUGCGACACAGCCACCUUCAGCAGCUUCAACAUGCCGCGGAUGCCGAGCUGGACGAGGAUGUGGUGGAGCGAGUGGCCAAGCCGGCUUCGCAUCACCCAUUCGCUCUGUCGACGCCCCAGCAACAGUUGGCCGCUUCGGUGGCCAGCAGUUCGGCGAGCGGGGAUCGCAAUCGGGCGGACACCUCGCUGGGAAUACUGACCAAAAAGUUUGUGGACCUGCUGCAGGAGUCACCGGAUGGCGUUGUGGAUCUGAACGAGGCCUCCAAUCGGUUGCACGUGCAAAAGCGACGCAUCUACGACAUCACCAAUGUCCUCGAAGGCAUCAACAUCCUGGAGAAGAAGUCCAAGAACAACAUCCAGUGGCGCUGCGGGCAAUCAAUGGUCAGUCAGGAGCGAUCGCGGCGCAUCGAGGCGGAAUCGGUGCGGCUGGAGCAGUUCGAGAACGAGCUGAACAUGGCCAUCGACCAGAUGCGCGGCAAUCUGGCCGAGAUCUCGCAGGAGGUGGAGAACUCCGGCGGCAUGGCCUACGUUACGCAGAACGACCUGCUCAACGUGGAUCUCUUCAAAGAUCAGAUCGUCAUCGUUAUCAAGGCGCCGCCAGAGGCCAAGCUUGUGCUGCCCAACACAAAAUUGCCGCGCGAGAUUUACGUGAAGGCGGAGAACAGCGGGGAGAUCAACGUCUUCCUCUGCCAUGACACCUCGCCGGAGAAUUCGCCGAUUGCGGCGGGCGCCGGCUAUGUGGGAGCACCAGGAGCCGGAUGCGUUCGAACGGCCACCUCCACCCGACUGCAUCCGCUGACCAACCAGCGGCUGAACGAUCCGCUCUUCAACAAUAUCGAUGCCCUGAGCACCAAGGGAUUGGUUCCCACGCCCUACCGCUCGGCCCGUAACCUCAGCAAAUCGAUCGAGGAAGCCGCCAAGCAGUCCCAGCCUGAAUAUAAUAACAUUUGUGAUAUUGCGAUGGCCCAGCAUCAUAAUCUGAACCAGCAGCAGCAGCAGCAGCAACUGCCGGAGGAGGACGAUGUGGACACGGAGCUGAGUCAGCUGGUACCGACACUGACGAAUCCGGUGGUCCGCAGCCAUCAGUUCCAUCAGCAGCAGCAGCACCAGCAGACCUCCAUCCAGGAGCUGUUUAGCAGCUUAACAGAAUCCUCGCCCCCAACGCCCACCAAGCGUCGUCGGGCGGCAGCAGCCGCAGCAAUUGCCGCAGGCAGCGCAACAGCAGCAACCACUACGCUUAAUAGUCAUAACAACAACAGCAACCACAGCAAUCAUAGCAACCACAGCAACUCCCAACCACCCACAAUAGGCUACGGCAGCAGUCAGCGACGCAGCGAUGUGCCCAUGUAUAAUUGUGCAAUGGAAGACGCAACUGUAACAACAGCAGCUGCAUCUGCAUCUGCAGCAGCAACUGCAACAUCGCGCACGGCAGCAGCAACACAAUCGUCGGCGAUAAGCUCGCUGCAAAUGCAAUUCGCUGCCGUGGCGGACAGCAGCAACAACAGCAGCAACAGCAACGAUGACGGCGGCUAUGGCAGCAUUGCUGGCGCUGGCGCCAACGCUGAUCCCCAUCAGCCGUUCAGCCAUGGCCGCCACAGCCUGCCGCCCAGCGCGGCCGACUGCGAUGCCAAUAGCAACAGCAGCAACGUGACGCUUCAGGGCCUCGAUGCGCUCUUCAACGACAUUGGCUCGGACUACUUCAGCAACGAUAUUGCCUUUGUGUCCAUCAAUCCGCCGGACGACAACGACUAUCCGUAUGCGCUGAACGCGAACGAGGGCAUCGAUCGGCUGUUCGACUUCGGAUCGGACGCCUAUGGACCCUAGACGUCCACGGAACACACUCACACGCAUAUAUCUACAAAAUUGGGAUUCUGGGGGUGUUUAUAAUUUUAAAUUAUAUACAAAUGGCAAAAGAAAAAAAAACAAAACAAAAACUAAAUCCAGCAAAUUACAAAUUAUUAAAUUAUUUGAUUGCAAAAACCACAAACAAACAAAAAAUCCAAAAACAAAACACAAAAAAAGCGAAUCAGCAAAACUUAAUGAAACUAAGUUGUGUGUAAAGUUUUAAGCGUAAAAUAUAUACAUUUAAAUUUAUAACCCAAACUAAUUUAAGCGAAAACACAAAAUCUACUUUACAAAAACUCAGCCUCACGAGAGAAACGGAAAAAAAGGAGAAGUUGUAGCAAGAAGAGCCACAUUUUAUAAGCAGAUUUCAAUUUUAGCCUUAAAGCAAAACCAAGGAGAAGCGAAAGGAGGAUCAGGAAUACUAUGUAAAUGG
Molecule: messenger RNA, 3842 nt
Organism: Drosophila takahashii
Lineage: Eukaryota; Metazoa; Arthropoda; Insecta; Diptera; Drosophilidae
Gene: E2f1
Product: E2F transcription factor 1
Biological process (GO): regulation of transcription by RNA polymerase II
Cellular component (GO): RNA polymerase II transcription regulator complex
Molecular function (GO): protein dimerization activity; DNA-binding transcription factor activity, RNA polymerase II-specific; RNA polymerase II cis-regulatory region sequence-specific DNA binding
Source: RefSeq, a predicted model, not a curated record